This is a messenger RNA of Syngnathoides biaculeatus (alligator pipefish), 3257 nucleotides long. RefSeq names its product protein phosphatase 1, regulatory subunit 10 (gene ppp1r10). NCBI's taxonomy places the organism in Eukaryota, Metazoa, Chordata, Actinopteri, Syngnathiformes, Syngnathidae. The record is from RefSeq and is a predicted model, not a curated record. Gene Ontology annotation, cellular component: nucleus. The transcript is spliced from 20 exons. The coding region runs from base 375 to 2765 and encodes 796 amino acids. Gene Ontology annotation, molecular function: metal ion binding.
AAAAGGACAAGGUCGUCUGUCCGCCAUUUUGAGGCAAUACCAGAGCUGAAAAAAACGUCAAUGACGUAAAAACGUCUGUUCGUAUAAAAGACAAGUCCCUCCCCUUCUAGCUCAUUCCUGGAUUUAGUCAAAGGUUUGAAUACGUUUUCCUGAAGAUUCAGCCGUCGAGGACUUCCUAACUACUCAAAUUGAUGUUUUUUCUUCAAGUAAUGGACAUCUGAUUACUAUUUUUGCCACCAGUUCUUGAAGGAAAAGGCUAGCCUUUAGCUACCAAAGCCCCACCCAUUAGAAAUUUUGAAGCAGGCUUUGAAUUAUUUGCAGUGUUGUGGAGUUCUGAGACAAUAUAAAACUUCUACUACAACAAUUAAACGGAAAUGGAGGGGGUGCCGGUGGACCCCAAAGAGAUUUUGAAGGGAGUGGAGGUUCUACUAGGGAAGGAUGGAGGACUGUGUAGUUUGGAGGGAGUCCCAAAGAUGUUCAGCUUAAUGAAAGCAUCUGCCAAGAUGGUCAGUCGGUGUAUGUACUUGAACAUCCUACUUCAUACAAAAUCUCAUGACGUUCUCAACAGGUUCAUUAGAGUUGGUGGAUACAGAUUGCUGAACUCAUGGCUCACCUACUCCAAAACCACAAAUAAUUCUCCACUGCUGCAACUUAUUCUCCUCACGCUGCAGAAGUUGCCACUCAAAGUGGACCAUCUCAAACAGAACAAUACAGCAAAGUUGGUAAAACAACUGUGCAAAGGUGCAGAGACAGAAGAAUUGCGGAAGUUGGCAUCUGUUCUUGUCGACGGGUGGAUGGCCACAAUUCGCUCCCAGAGUGUAUCAAGCAACGCCAACAGUCCUGCUGAUAAGAAGAAGAAGAAAGAAGAUGGGAAAGUCCCACUCAAAGAGGUGAAAGACAAGAGUGGAGAAGAGGAGAAGAAAAAAGACAAGGCCAAAGCUCAUGCACCUAGUCAUGCAAAAAUUCGUUCCAUUGGUCUAGAGAUGGACACUCCUAACCCUGCCCCCACGAAGAAGACUCCAGCUGCUCCUCAACUCGGUGACAAGUACAACAUCAAGCCUCCAGUCCUCAAGAGGUUAAGUUCUGGUCACUUGGAUAAUCCCCCAUUGGAGAAGAAAUAUAAACCUCUAAACACGCCAUCUAAUUCUACCAAAGAAAUAAAAGUCAAGAUCAUUCCAGCGCAACCCAUGGAAUGUACAGGGUUCCUAGAUGCGCUUAACUCUGCUCCAGUGCCUGGUAUCAAGAUCAAGAAAAAGAAGACUGCGACUGGUUCACCUUCUAAUGCCAAGGCUGUGUCACCGACCUCAAACAAGGCAAAUCCAUUUGAUGGUAAGCCAUCUACGUAUUCCUCAUCUUCUGCCAAACCAACAUCUCCAGAGACUGUUUCUUCAAGUACGAUUGAUGAAACCCAGGACCUGGACCGGCCUGGAACCCCCGUGCCCUCUGAAGACCCUGACUCCAUGGACACUGGUGACAAGCCUAAUGCGCUGUCAGAACCUCGUGGAGAAGAAGACUUAACGAAGAAGGGCAAGAAAAAAAAGACUGUUCACUGGGCUCAGGAAGAUAACCUCAAACAUUAUUUCUACUUUGACCUCGAUGAGACAGAGAGAGUCAAUGUCAAUAAGAUCAAGGACUUUGGUGAGGCAGCCAAACGGGAAUUGAUGAUGGACAGACAGACAUUUGAGAUGGCCCGACGACUUUCCCACGAUACUAUGGAGGAGAGGGUGCCCUGGACACUUCCUCGGCCACUGACAUUGCCUGGCAGUCUGGUCAUUCCUGGAUCCAACAGCACAGAAAAGCUCACCCAGCGGGACCGUGAAAUGGGCAUCUUACAGGAGAUCUUUCUGAGUAAAGAGAGCGUGCCUGACAGUCCACAUGAACCUGACCCAGAGCCUUAUGAACCUAUGCCCCCUCGACUCAUUCCUCUAGAUGAGGACUCGUCAGUCCCAGACGAUGGCUACUCGGAGCCCAUGGACACAUCUCAGCCGGUUCCCGCAAUGACUCAAAAUGAGGGCUCUAAGUUGCCACCGGUCCUUGCAAACUUGAUGGGCAACCUGAACAACAAUUCACGUAGCCCCCAGACCACAAACACUGUCAACAAUCCCAUCACACCAGCUGUCAACGUACAGGAGCUACUUUCAUCUAUUAUGGGUGCUUCUGGUAACCAGUCUACUGAAGAUCUCAUUAAGCAACCUGACUUCUCUGAUAAGAUUAAACAGCUUCUUGGUUCUCUGCAACAGACACAGAACCAGAACCAGGGACCAACACCAGUCAACCCUGGUUUGCUGGGUCAUGUUCCCAUGAACAACAUGCACAUGCAGAUGCAGAUGCCCAUGAACAGUGGCUUCCCACCCAACAUGCCUCCAGGUGGCCCCCGCUUCAACCACCCUCCACCCCCUCAUGGUCAUGGGCCGCCUUUCAACGCUGGCGGAGGCCCACGCAUGUUGGGACCCCUGCCGGGACAGGGUCGUGGGGAUAAUGGCAACUACUGGGGAGAUGAUUCCAUGAGGGGAGGGCCCCAUCGAGGAGGCCAUUUCCACCGAGGAGGAAGAAGCCGAGGAGGAGAGCCUGGUUUCCGGGGCAGAGGACGAGCGGGUCCAAGAGGAGGACACAACAUGAAUGACAUGUCUAUGCGGCCUGUUUGUCGUCACUUCAUGAUGAAGGGAAACUGCAGGUACGAGAGCAACUGCGCUUUUUACCACCCUGGUGUAAAUGGACCUCCGUUCCCCCCGAACCACCCAGCAAACAACCAGCAUGGACACUAAGUGGCAGUGCCUCCUGACAUAUUAUACAUUUCCUUUUCAUCAAACCACUGCAGAGUGAUUGUACAAGUGACUCCAGUUCUGUGAGAUGAUCACCAAUGGCACUGUUUUUGACAGACUGAAACCUUCACAGUUUUUGCCACUAUGGCUACCUGUCAGUGUCAAUGUCGGCAACAUGCUUGAACUUAAUGAAAGUCAACAGAAAGCUUGCCACAUAAUUUCACCUCUUUUCCAGUGUACGCACAUUGCUUUUGAGCAGUGUUGUUUGCUUCUUGUACGAUUCUUUAGCAGCGCAAAAGAAGCUAAAUCAAAUGACACCAUUAUAAUUGAACUUAAACAACUAGAUUGAAACGACCCUUUAUUGCGAUCAAGUUUAACUGAUACAAGGGAGGUUUUUUUUUUGUCUUCACCCCGUCCCUUACUGCAGCUGCUAAAUGAAUGUGCUUAAAAUGAAGAUGAUCCUGUGUGUGCUACCUUAAAAAAAAAUUGUCUCCA